AUGACUGUCUUCGUGGCUACUCUCUUCCUACCCUAUACCAUCAACUUUGAUGCACCUUCAAGCUCUCCUCCUCCAGAGCGCGCAGAAGUGCCAAAGCCACCAUCGACCUUUUCUCAAAGUACCGUCCCACAGACCCCCCUGCCCGAUGGCCAAAGUGUGAGCUUAUUCACACCUGCCCCUGGCAUUGGUGCUGGUAUCGGUCAAAGCCCAAGUGCUUUGAUUCAAACUCCAGGUGCAACAACCGACCAUGAAAAGAUCUUCCUUCCUCACGUCGACCGGCCCAUCAGUCUGACUCUCCCUCGAACCAACCAAACGUCUCGACCUGCACUGGCACGAGAUCCUCGAGCGAUUUCCCGCCAUGAUCUCCAUUCCCCGGGUUGGGGCAAGACCAUUGGAUGGAAUCAACCUCCCUCACGUGCGAAGUCGCCCCCUCCGAGCUCGAUCUUGAAGCAUGCGGCGGCCGAGGCCAAGGACAAAGCUGAUAAGGCUGCGGCAGCUGCCAUGUCCACCUUACAAACUAAGAGGGGGCGGCAACACAAAAGAACAAGGACGUUCAGUCAUGAACGACGGUUCUCAGAAUACAACUACACGGUAGAACGGGCACUCCUGGGAAAUGGAGGGCUCUUCAAUGCCAUCGAUGCUGCAGCUGAAGCCGGGAGUCUAGAAGAGAAGACCUGGGUUGGGACUCUGGGAUGUCCGGUCGAUGUACUGGAUGAUCCUCUCAAGGAAAACAUUGCAGAAAAGUUGGAGAAUGACUACGACUCGUUGACGGUCUAUGUCAGCGACAGCGAUCUCAAUGGCCAUUACGAGCAUUACUGCAAGACCAUCCUUUGGCCCGUCUUCCAUUACCAAAUACCAGAUCACCCGAAAAGCAAGGCGUAUGAAGACCAUUCAUGGGUCUUCUAUGUCAAGGUCAACGAGGCGUUCGCCGAUCGCAUCGCAAAGAACUACAAGAAAGGAGAUGUGAUUUGGAUUCACGACUACCACCUCCUGCUGGUGCCUGGUCUGCUGCGCCAACGGCUGCCAGAAGCGGAAAUCGGCUUCUUCUUGCAUACAGCCUUCCCAUCUUCGGAGAUUUUCCGAUGUCUGGCCGUGCGAAGCGAGCUUUUGGAAGGGAUUCUUGGAGCCAACAUGAUCGGAUUUCAAACGGACGAAUACUGUCAUCAUUUCCUGCAGACAUGCAGUCGCUUGCUCAAUGUUGAAGCUACCAAGUACGGAGUCAUUCUCGAAGACGGACGAUUUGUCCAUGUCAGCACGUGCCCCGUCGGUAUUGACCCCAAGUCCCUGGAGCAGCAACGUCGCCUGCCCGAAGUCUCUGAAUGGGUGCAAAUCAUUCUAGACAAGUAUCGUGGGAAACAGAUCAUCGUGGCCCGAGACAAGCUGGACAACAUUCGUGGAGUGCGGCAGAAGAUUCUAUCAUACGAACUGUUCCUCAACAAAUAUCCCGAGUACAAGGACAAGGUUGUUCUGAUCCAAAUUGCUACCUCUUCCACUGAGGACCCCGAAUUGAGUGCCACAGUGGCCGACAUUGUCACGCGGGUCAAUUCCAUCCAUUCGACCUUGGCUCAUCAGCCAUUGGUGUUUUUGAAGCAAGAUAUUGAUUUUGCGCAGUAUCUGGCCCUUCUUACUGUUGCAGAAUGCCUGAUGAUCACCAGUUUACGAGAAGGAAUGAACCUGACAAGCCACGAGUUCGUCAUCUGUCAGGAUGGCCAAUUUUGCGACGCCAAGUACGGACCAUUAAUCCUUAGUGAGUUUACAGGUUCGGCUACUGUCUUUGGCCACAACGCCAUUCUGGUCAAUCCAUGGCACUACAGCCAAUGUGCCGCGGCAAUCAAGCAAGCCCUUGACAUGCCUCUUCCGGAGAAGGAACGUCGGUGGAAGGCUAUGCACGAUAUUGUCGUGAAGCAAAAUGCAGUGGAGUGGUUCGAUACCUACACCAAGGCGUUAGACCGUGCCUGGAAAGAACAUUCCAUUCGCGACUCCACGUCUGUACCGCGCCUGUCGUUGUCUUCGGUCAAACCGAAAUAUCUCAAAGCUGAGAAACGCCUGAUCAUUCUUGACUAUGAGGGCACUUUGGCGUCAUGGGGAUCUCCCACAGACAUCAUUCUGACCACUCCCAAGAGAUCCAUCGAUGUGUUGAAUGAUCUGAUCGAGGACAAGAAAAACACCGUCUAUGUGAUGAGCUCUCGCAUGCCGGAGGAAAUGGAACGACUGUUCAGUCCUGUUAGUGGGCUCGGGAUGAUUGCAGAGAACGGCGGAUUCUUGCUCGAGGCCGGCUCGGACGAAUGGGAGGAGUUGGCCAACCUUGAACACUUCAAGAACUGGAAAGGUGGCCUUAGGAGUAUUCUCCAAUACUACGUGGAGAGAAUCGAGGGUAGCAAGAUUGAGGAACGACAUUGCUCUUUGAUCUUCGACUACAGCGACGCUGACGAUCGUGCGGGAGCCUUCAAGCAGGCGGGAGAGUGUGCCAAUCAUAUCAACGAUGCGUGCCGUGACCAAAACGUCAACUGCGUCCCAAUCGAAGAUGGACUGUUCAUUUCCGAGAUGGAAGUCAACAAGGGAUUGGCGACCCAGAUGAUCAGUGACCGGAUGGAGAAGAGCGGGAUGGGGCUACCGGAAUUCCUCUUGGUCAUUGGGGAUUCUCGAGAGGAUGAAUAUGCGUUCAACUGGGCACAUAAGCUGGAGAAAGCAGGCAAAAUACGAGAUGUGGUGACUGUGACUCUUGGUGCCAGAAGCACCGAAGCUUCGGCCACAUUGACUCAGGGCGUGACUGGUAAGUUUGAUGGGUCGUCUGGAUAUUUGAAGCUUCGCUAA
Capronia coronata CBS 617.96 is the source of this 2814-nucleotide messenger RNA. RefSeq names its product trehalose 6-phosphate synthase. Gene Ontology annotation, molecular function: catalytic activity. The record is from RefSeq and is a predicted model, not a curated record. The transcript has a single exon. Gene Ontology annotation, biological process: trehalose biosynthetic process. Lineage: Eukaryota; Fungi; Ascomycota; Eurotiomycetes; Chaetothyriales; Herpotrichiellaceae. Bases 1 to 2814 code for a protein of 937 amino acids. Gene Ontology annotation, cellular component: cytosol; alpha,alpha-trehalose-phosphate synthase complex (UDP-forming).